UUUUUUCUCGCUCUUUCAGCCUUUUCUCCAAACCGUCAUGGUGCUGGUCGCGAUGACGUCACACCCAACCCAGGCCGGAAGCACCCUCCCCAAAAUCUGCUCCGUAUGUGCCUGUGUCCCCACCUCCACCGAGGUCGACUGCCGAAAUCGGGAAUUACAUGUAAUUCCCGAUCUCUCUCUGGAAAAGAUUAACUACACCUGGAGUCUGGAUCUGAGCAACAACGCGAUCAAGAGCAUCACAAAAUUCCCAAGUCUCCCGAACCUCGUGGAACUCCAUAUUCAGAAGAAUUACCCAUCAAGUAUCGAGGACGCGGCCUUCGCAAACCUGGAUAAUCUGAAGACACUGAAUUUGCGGAAUAACAACCUCACGCACAAUGAUAUUCGAGAAGCAGUCUUUGAAGGCAGAUACAGCCAGAACGCCUCGUUCCCACUCGCCAUCGAAGUCCUCGACCUUGGCUACAACAACUUCAGCCUCCUCCCGAGAAACUGCUUCCGCCACCUGCCCGCGCUCAAGAAACUGAUCCUGGCACACAACCCCCUCAGCGACAUCUCCCAAUCGACGAGCGCGGCCAUCAACGAGCUUCACAGUCUUGUGGAACUUGACCUCUCGCAGACCGGGAUCGACCGCCUUCCCCACGGGUUCCUCACUGACCUCCUCAACCUCCAAGUGCUGACCUUAGCGGGGAACAACCUCAAGCAAGUGCCGGUGGAGAUCAACUACGCUCGCUCGCUCACGCACCUCAACCUCAACGCCAACCCCAUCGAGAUCGUAGAAGAGGGCGACUUCACCAACAAGAGCUCUGGCCUCCGGAGACUCGACAUGUCCGCGAUGCCCAAGCUGAAGUCAAUAGGUCGCCACGCCUUCUCCUACCUCAACAGCCUCGAGUUUCUGCACUUGUCCAACUGCCAGAACCUCUUCGUGAUCGACAACGAGGCCUUCUACCAGCUGGACCCCAAGGAGACGCUGACGGAGGUCCACCUCCAGGACAACCGACUCUCGACGCUGAACGAGAACAUGCUGCCUUGGAUGAACGUCCAGUACGUGGACAUCCAAGACAACCCGUGGAACUGUGACUGUAACUUGAAGUGGGUGGCCGAGAAGCUCCUCCCAGAACUCGAGAAGAAGAACCCGCGAACCACACUGUCCCUUCUGUGCAACGAACCCCCUGAACACCAUGGAGAGACACUGUCCAAGGUCUUGGAAAAUGACGGCUUCCAGUGUCCUUAUGCCCACUCCUACGUCAAGCGGGGCAUGUACGGGCCUCUCGUGCUCAGUACCAUCGUCGUGGGCAUCAUCCUGCUCGUUACAGGAUCUGCGCUCUUCGCCUAUGCCCUUUACAGACGCACUCGGGUUGGCGCGAGAUUCGGUGAGUCGGUCAAGUACCGGCGAGCGCACGACGAGGACGACGAAUCUAUUCCCAACACCAUCCAUAGCUAGACGCCCUUGCUUUAUAGAGUAGAAUAAGCUACACCACCAACCCUCCCGUGACACCUCUUGUCUUCGGAAAACCAUUAACAGGGAUUGUACAAGCGUUUCCGUAAAGGAUUUCAAAAAACUUCAGAGAUCAUAUGAACCUAACAUAUAUGUUUGGCGACAGCUCAGUUUCGUCAGGACGGUUCGAACCACUCGAGUGUUUCAUACGAGCGUUAUUCGCACCUUGAUUGAUGUGCGAAUUAUGACACCCAUUCAGUGUGGCGCUCUCGUAUACUGUGGAAGUUUUAUUUUUGUCUAAAGCAGCGGAAAGGAUUCGUAUUUCUGUUCGCACUGACAGCGAAUCCACAAUGAUUAUGCUUAUUUUAUGAUUCGCUUGAAUUAGUAACCUAUUUGAAGAUAAGAUACUUUUCUAUUCAUAAGUUAAAUUUACUAGAUCCAAUUUAUAAGGCUAUUGUACCGUAAUUUUAAGUUCUCAUAUACUUACUGUAUAUUUAUGUAAUAUAUUUAUGAUUUUUUAGUUGAAAGACUUUUGUGUGAUAACUUUAUGAUUUACAC
This is a messenger RNA of Penaeus vannamei (Pacific white shrimp), 1990 nucleotides long. Lineage: Eukaryota; Metazoa; Arthropoda; Malacostraca; Decapoda; Penaeidae. The record is from RefSeq and is a predicted model, not a curated record.